Messenger RNA from Megalopta genalis, 2927 nucleotides. It is a transcript of the gene Vha100-1, whose product is annotated as V-type ATPase subunit a family protein Vha100-1. NCBI's taxonomy places the organism in Eukaryota, Metazoa, Arthropoda, Insecta, Hymenoptera, Halictidae. Gene Ontology annotation, molecular function: proton-transporting ATPase activity, rotational mechanism; ATPase binding. Gene Ontology annotation, biological process: proton transmembrane transport; vacuolar acidification. Gene Ontology annotation, cellular component: vacuolar proton-transporting V-type ATPase, V0 domain; vacuolar proton-transporting V-type ATPase complex; plasma membrane. The record is from RefSeq and is a predicted model, not a curated record.
AUGGGAUCGCUUUUUCGAAGCGAGGAGAUGACCUUGUGUCAACUCUUUUUGCAAAGUGAAGCAGCUUAUGCUUGUGUCUCGGAGCUUGGAGAAUUAGGACUUGUGCAAUUUCGAGAUCUCAAUCCUGAUGUCAAUGCUUUCCAACGAAAAUUCGUUAAUGAAGUGCGUCGCUGCGAUGAAAUGGAACGUAAAUUACGGUAUUUGGAGAAAGAGAUUAAAAAAGACGGUAUCCCCAUGCUUGAUACCGGAGAAAACCCAGAAGCCCCGCAGCCUCGGGAAAUGAUAGAUCUCGAAGCAACGUUUGAGAAACUGGAGAAUGAGCUGCGAGAAGUGAAUCAGAAUGCAGAAGCUCUCAAACGAAAUUUCUUGGAGCUAACUGAAUUAAAGCAUAUACUUAGGAAGACACAAGUUUUCUUCGACGAGGCUGAGCAUGGAGGUGUCGUGUCGCAGAUGGCAGACCCCAGCCGUGAGGAAGAACAAGUCACUCUCUUGGGUGAAGAGGGCCUCCGCGCUGGCGGCCAGGCUCUCAAGCUCGGUUUCGUGGCAGGAGUGAUUCUAAGGGAACGGAUCCCUGCAUUUGAACGUAUGCUGUGGCGAGCCUGUCGUGGUAAUGUAUUCCUACGUCAAGCUGAAAUUGAAACACCUCUUGAAGAUCCUUCGACAGGGGACCAAGUUUUCAAGUCCGUAUUUAUCAUAUUCUUCCAAGGAGAUCAGCUUAAAACCCGCGUGAAAAAGAUCUGUGAAGGAUUCAGAGCUACUUUGUACCCGUGCCCUGAAGCACCAGCUGAUCGCCGUGAAAUGUCAAUGGGUGUUAUGACCCGAAUCGAAGAUUUAAAUACAGUUCUUGGCCAAACUCAAGAUCAUCGUCAUCGAGUUCUGGUCGCUGCUGCAAAAAAUAUCAAAAACUGGUUUGUCAAAGUCCGCAAGAUCAAGGCGAUUUAUCAUACCUUAAAUUUAUUCAACUUGGACGUGACACAGAAAUGUUUAAUUGCCGAAUGCUGGGUUCCGGUGUUAGAUAUUGAAACGAUUCAACUUGCGUUACGUCGUGGAACCGAACGCAGCGGUAGUUCUGUGCCGCCAAUCUUGAAUCGUAUGGAAACAUUCGAAGAUCCUCCAACAUAUAAUCGAACGAAUAAGUUUACGAAAGGAUUUCAGGCAUUGAUAGAUGCAUACGGUGUUGCUUCUUAUAGGGAGAUGAAUCCAGCUCCUUACACCAUAAUCACAUUCCCAUUUUUAUUUGCUGUAAUGUUCGGCGAUACUGGUCAUGGACUGAUCAUGUUCCUUUUUGGUGGAUGGAUGAUACUGAACGAGAAAGGGCUUGCUGCAAAGAAAACAGACAAUGAAAUCGCGAAUAUCUUCUUCGGUGGUCGAUACAUUAUUUUCCUCAUGGGAUUGUUUUCAAUGUACACUGGAUUUAUAUACAACGACGUGUUUUCUAAAUCAUUGAACGUCUUUGGGUCAUAUUGGAAAAUUUCCUACAAUUAUAGCACAAUAAAUUCAAAUGCGAAUUUACAAUUAAAUCCUAGUAACAAAGAUGAAUACUACCAAAUCCCGUACCCGAUAGGAAUGGAUCCUGUAUGGCAAUUGGCAGACAACAAAAUCAUCUUUUUGAACUCGUACAAAAUGAAAAUAUCAAUCAUUUUUGGCGUUGUACACAUGUUGUUCGGUGUAGUUGUUGGAUUGUGGAAUCAUAUGUACUUUAAAAGAAAGCUUAACAUAACUUGUGAAUUUAUCCCACAAAUUAUAUUUUUAAUGUUCCUUUUCUUGUACAUGGUGCUUCUUAUGUUUAUCAAAUGGAUAAAGUAUGGUCCCGAUAGCGGUAAAACGGACCCAAUACAUGGUCCUUUCUGCGCACCAUCCGUAUUAAUUACGUUUAUUAACAUGGUAUUGUUUAGCGGUGGAACUGCGCCUGAAGGGUGCAGUCCAUGGAUGUACGCUGGUCAAGAAGGAAUACAAAAACUUCUUGUAGUUCUGGCUGUUCUUUGCAUUCCGUGGAUGUUACUCGGAAGGCCUUUUAUGCUAAUGUACAACAAAAAGAAGCAACAUGUCCAGUUAAAUAAUCAUGGAACUGAAAAUGGUGAUGUAGAAGGUGGAGUUGAUUCCAUCCAGCCAAAUAGCGGUGUUGUUCAAGGGGGACAUAAAGAAGAAGAAGAGGACAUGAGUGAAUUGUUUAUUCAUCAAGGAAUUCACACUAUUGAAUAUGUUCUUGGCAGUGUUUCUCAUACUGCGUCAUAUUUACGUUUGUGGGCUUUAUCACUUGCUCAUGCUCAAUUAUCAGAAGUAUUAUGGAACAUGGUCAUGAGAAAUGGAUUACAACGAGAGCAUUGGUCAGGUGGUAUUAUUCUAUGGGCUGUGUUUGCAUUUUGGGCUAUUUUAACCAUUGGUAUUCUAGUACUUAUGGAAGGGUUAUCAGCCUUCCUACAUACACUCCGACUUCAUUGGGUCGAAUUCCAAAGCAAAUUUUAUGCUGGACAAGGAUACAGCUUCCAACCAUUUUCGUUUGAAAUUAUUUUAGACGCUGCGCAAUCUACUACAGAAGACUAAAACAAGUUUAAACCAUGAAAAAACUUCAUUUACAGAACGCAUUCUUAGUAUUGUUAUUUUGUGAUAUGUAAUAGCAAUUAUUAUAUUUCACUAUUUUUGUUGCUAUUGUCAACUAUACGAGAAAUAGUAUAAACAUUAAACAUUUUGAUUACGAUUCUAAAAAUUAUGAAAUUAUUUUCCUAAAUUACAGUUGUACGCUAAAUGACAUCCAGUAUACUAUUCAAGAAGUCAUUGUAACUAAACUUAAUUUUUAAUGCUACAAUUAUCACACUUCCUCUGAUGUGUAUUUACUUAGAGAAUUCAAGAAUAUAAAAAAAUAAAAGUUGUAAUUAGAUCUGAAACAUAUAAUGGAAGUAAAUAAAUAUUAUACGUAGGCAUGUGUA